Messenger RNA from Chinchilla lanigera (long-tailed chinchilla), 510 nucleotides. RefSeq names its product ribonuclease, RNase A family, 12 (non-active) (gene Rnase12). The record is from RefSeq and is a predicted model, not a curated record. NCBI's taxonomy places the organism in Eukaryota, Metazoa, Chordata, Mammalia, Rodentia, Chinchillidae. Bases 1 to 510 code for a protein of 169 amino acids. The transcript is spliced from 2 exons. Gene Ontology annotation, molecular function: nucleic acid binding.
AUGUUACCUGUGAAAGCAGCAGCAAAAAUAACAGGAGUUAAAGCCAUAGAUGUGAAGGAACUCAUAACCCUGAUGGUACUAAUGGUGGUCACUUUCUUGCUGCUUCUCUUCUGGGAAAGGGAGCCAGAUGAGAAUAUAGUGGUGACAUCCAUAGAGCACUUGAAUGUGGAUUACCCGAAAAGUAAUAUUCCUGUAAGGUACUGCAACUCCAUGAUCCUACAAAGAGUCAUCAGAGAACCCAACCACACGUGCAAAAAGAAGCAUGUCUUCAUCCAUGAGAGGCCCCAAAAAAUCAAUAGCAUCUGCAUUUCUCCCAGGAAGAUGACUUGCCUAAACCAUUCUACCAUUUUCUGCUUCCAGAGUGAGAUAAGGCUCAAAAUGACAGUCUGUCAGCUCAUCGGUGGCACAGUAUAUCCUGGCUGCAGGUACCAGGUUUCCACCGUGGAGGGGUAUGUUCUUAUCACUUGUGACAACUUGGGGCCAGUUAAUUUCCAGGGAUAUGUUGAGUAA